Molecule: messenger RNA, 2536 nt
Organism: Epinephelus fuscoguttatus (brown-marbled grouper)
Lineage: Eukaryota; Metazoa; Chordata; Actinopteri; Perciformes; Serranidae
Product: E3 ubiquitin-protein ligase TRIM39-like
Exons: 4
Coding region: 159-2015 (618 amino acids)
Molecular function (GO): protein binding; zinc ion binding
Source: RefSeq, a predicted model, not a curated record
UCACCUUCCUUAAUCGUAUCUAAAGGUUUACAAGUGUCGCAGUAGAGUUCAGACAGUUGAGACGGACCUGUGUCUCUUAGAAAAAACAUUAAACUGACUUCAUCAGGUCUUUGUCAACAACACGGCAGAGUGUCUGCUGAACACUGCAGGAGGCCACGAUGACGACAGAGGACCUUUUGAACGCUCUGGAGGAUCUGAAAGACGACGACUUUAAGAACUUCAAAUGGCACCUGGAGCAGCCUGACAUCCUGGAAGGCUACCAAGCCAUCAAAGUGUCCAAACUGGAGGAAGCAGACAGGCGGGACACAGUGAAUGUGAUGGUGAACACCUAUACACUGGAUGGAGCUCUGAAUGUGACCAAGAAGGUCUUAGAGAAGAUCAACAGGAAUGAUCUGGUGCAGAGUCUGUCAGACACCAGCUCAGGACCACAAGCCACCUCAUCCACCUCAGCACCAAGUGAUGCAGCCUCUGCCUCAAGUGCAUCUCCCAGUCCCUCCCACAUACAAACUGCCAGUGGAGAAUUAAGUGGAGAAAUAAGAUCACAUUCUCCGAUCCCCUCUACCUCAGCGCAGCCUGCCAGUCGAGAAACAGAUAUGGCUGCUGCAAACACUCUGCCAUCUGAGGAUCAGUUCAGAGAGAGAACAGAGCAACAAGUGUCCAAACCAGGAGAAGUUCCCUGUGACGUCUGCACUGGAACCAAACUGAAGGCCCUGAAGUCCUGCCUGGUGUGUCUGGCCUCCUACUGUGAAACUCAUCUGGAGCCUCAUCUGACAAUGUCAGGCCUGAAAAGACAUCAGCUGAUCGACCCUGUGGAGAACCUGGAAGACAGGAUGUGUACGAAGCACGAUAAACAUCUGGAGCUGUUCUGUAAGACCGACCAGACAUGUGUCUGCAUGCUCUGCACUGUUUUAGACCACAAGACACAUGAUGUUGUUCCUCUGAAAGAAGAAUAUGAAGAAAAGAUGGCUGAGCUGAAGAAGACAGAGGCUGAAAUUCAGCAGAUGAUCCAGAAGAGACAACAGAAGAUUCAGAAGAUUAAACGGUCAGUUAACCUCAGCAAGAAAAAUGCAGACAGAGAGAUAGCAGAAGGUGUUCAGGUCUUUACUGCUCUGAUGGAGUCUGUUGAGAGAGGCCUGAAUGAGCUCAUCAAAACGAUAGAAGAGAAGCAGAGAACGACACAGAAACAGGCCGAAGGCUUCAUCAGAGAGCUGGAACAGGAAAUCUCUGAGCUGAAGAAGAGAAACACUGAGGUGAAGCAGCUCUCACGCUCCGAAGACCACCUCCAUCUUCUCCAGAGUGUUCAGUCCCUGAAAGCUCCUCGGCUCUCCAAGGACUGGACAGAGGUCAGCGUCCGUCCACCAUCAUAUGAGGGGACUGUGGUGAGAGCUGUGUCUCAGCUGGAGAAAACACUCAUUCAACAGAUGAAGAGACUGGUCGCUGUGUCUGAGCUGAAGAGGGUCCAGCAGUAUGCAGUGGAUGUGACUCUUGAUCCUGAUACAGCACAUCCUAAACUCAUUCUGUCUGAUGAUGGGAAACAAGUGAAAGAUGGUAAUGUGAAGAAGAAUCUCCCAGACAACCCAAAGAGAUUUUCUUGCUGUUUUUUUGUUUUAGGAAAACAGAGUUUCUCUUCAGGCAGAUUUUACUUUGAGGUUCAAGUUAAAGGAAAGACUGACUGGAAUUUAGGAGUGGCCAGAGAGUCGGUCAACAGGAAGGGAAACAUACUGAGCCCUCAGAAUGGUUACUGGACGAUAUGGUUGAGAAAUGGAAAUGAGUAUGACGCUCUUGCUGCCUCUCCAGUCCGUCUCUCUCUGAGGUCUCGUCCUCAGAAGGUGGGGGUGUUUGUGGAUUAUGAGGAGGGUCUGGUCUCCUUUUAUGACGUAGAUGCUGCAGCUCUUAUCUACUCCUUUACUGGCUGCUCCUUCACUGAGAAACUCUGCCCAUACUUCUGUCCUGCUGAAUAUGAGGGUGGUAAAAACUCUGCACCUCUGAUCAUCUCUCCUGUCAGAGUUAAAUAAUCACUUAUUUCAUGUGCUGAUUUAUUUCUAUUCAAAGAAACAUGUAUUGUGAAUCCUGUAUAGAUCACAUCUUAUUUUCUGCAGAAUCUGUUCACUGUGCUGAUGUACACUUCAUUGUUAAGAUGUUUUAUUGUUUGUAUCCCAUCACACAGGCAGCAUGUUAAUCUGACACUUUCAUCUCUUCAACUCUGCAUCAUGACACAAACUUUAUGUGGAGAAUAUCUAUUUAAACCUCUGUUAAACCCACAGACAUUUACUCUCACUGACAGAAGAAAUCACUGUUUGUAAAGACGCCAAAUAUGUCAGGCUGCAGUUUGACUUUGAACAAGUUUGGGAAAAACUACUGCAAAUGUUUCUUUUUGAUUUUUUACUUGAUUAAUUUGUCUGGGAAGUGGUUUGAUAAUUACUGGUGACUUUGGACAGGUUUAAUGUGUUGUUGGAUACUGGUGAGAUGGUUUAUAAGUCACAGAAAUCUGUAAAUAUGUGAUUGUUGAAUGAAAUAAAGUUGUUGUUGAACACAA